ACAGAAGUCUUUGUCUUGAUUUACUAUUUUUUGUUGGACUUUCCUGCAUUCUCGAUAUCUUGGCGCUUCGCUUGUCUUGAGCUUCACCGAUGACCUCGUAGUUGCCAGCACAUUCUAACGCAAAAGCUAGUGCGUAUUUGCUUCAUCGGGAAAUUUGCCUUGCUGGGAGGCGCUCCAGCGGCGGUCCCGUCCACCGUCAUUGUCCAUUUGGCGGGAAGGCUCGCCGACCCUCACCACUAGCCUUGAAGCGCUGUUUUUGCAUGCUCCUGGCUUCUACAUUCUAGCUCGGGGGGCCAGGGCAGCGGAUGCGCAGCGGCCUUUGCGCGAGGGGCUGAGCGGCCGCGCAUCGCAGCCUCAGGAGCGAGCCAGAGAGGAUGCAAGCUAGCCGUAACGAGAACCGGCCUCCUGCAUAUCAAGCUCGGCCGGACGGGCAGCAGCAGAACCAGCACAAUUCGGAGCGUGCCCAACAUCAGCCCGCACCGCAUCCGGGGCCGUCGCUUCCGGAGGGCACGUCCUUCCUUGCUGGGCUAAGCACAUACAAUGAGACAAGAAGAUACACGGUGCACAGCCUCAUAGGAAAGGGCAGCUAUGGGCUGGUGUGCGCUGCCAAGGACAACCUCACAGGCGAGAUGGUGGCAAUCAAGAAGAUCCAGAACGUGUUUGACAACGUGGCUGACGCGCACCGCAUCCUGCGCGAGAUCACGCUGCUGCGCGUGCUGCGCCACCCCGACAUUGUGGAGAUCAAGCACAUCAUGCUGCCCAGCGACCCCAACACCUUCAAGGACCUGUACGUGUGCUUCGAGCUCAUGGAGUCCGACCUGCACACAGUGAUUGGCGCCAACGACGACCUGACCGCCGACCACCACAAGGUGUUCCUGUUCCAGCUGCUGCGCGGCCUCAACUUCAUGCACAGCAACGGCGUGCUGCACCGCGACCUCAAGCCCAAGAACAUCCUGGCCAACUCCAACUGCAAGCUCAAGAUCUGCGACUUCGGCCUGGCGCGCCCACACCUGCUGGACGGCGCCGGCGCGGCGCCGCUGACGCCGGUGCUGUGGACGGACUACGUGGCCACCCGCUGGUACCGCGCGCCGGAGCUGUGCGGCUGCUUCUACGGCCGCUACAGCAGCGCCGUGGACAUGUGGAGCAUCGGCUGCAUCUUUGCCGAGGUGCUGCUGGGCAAGCCGCUGUUCCCGGGCCGCGACGCCGUGCACCAGCUGCAGCUGAUCACGGACCUGCUGGGCAAGCCGCCGCCGCACGUGGUCGACGCCAUCGGCAACGUCAAGGCGCGCGCCUUCCUCAACGCCCUGGAGCCCAAGCGGCCCCGCCAGCUGUCCUCCAAGUUCCCGGCCGCCGACCCCCUGGCGCUGGACCUGUUGGGCCACCUGCUGGCCUUUGACCCCGCCGACCGCCCCACCGCGGCCGAGGCGCUGGCGCACCCCUACUUCGCCGGACUGCCCAGCGCCGUCAACCAGGAGUCGGUGCGCAUCGCGGACGACUUCCAGUUUGAGAGCUGUCGGUUGUCGGAGGGCGACGUGCGCCACCUCAUCUACCGCGAGGCGCUGCAGUACCACCCGCACGUGAUGUGCGCCUACACCGCGCAGGUGGCGGCGCUGCAGCAGCAGCAGGCCGCGGCGGCGGCGCAGGUGCAGGCGGCGCAGGCCGCACAGGCCGCCGCCGCCGCGCAGGCGGCGCAGGCCCAGGCGCUGGCGGCGCAGGCCGCGCAGGCGGUGCAGGCGGCGGCGGCGGCACAGGCCUCCGCGGCGGCCAACCUGCGCGCGGCCGCCGCCGCCGCGUCCGGCCUCAGCCCGCGCUUCCAGCAGCAGCAGCAGCCCCAACAGCAGCCCCAACAACAGCAGUACCAGCAGUCGCCGCUUCCGCCUCACCACCAGGCUGGCGCUGCGGCAGCCUCCACCGCUGCGCUGGGCAACUUGAUGGACUGCGGCCGCGUGCCGUCGGACGGCUGCGCCGCCACCAACCCUUACACCCUCGCCUCCACCUCCUCCAGCGACGCCGUCUCGCUCGCCUUCAUGCUGCACGCGCAGGACAGCAGCAGCAUGAGCGGCAUGAGCGGCGGCAGCAGCAGCAGCCACAAGAUGGACAGCCUGAGCGGUGGCGGCAACAGCGCCGGCUUCCUGCUACAGCCGCACGCGGCGCAGCAGCAGCCACAGCAUCAACCGCUGCAGAGCCUGAACCCCAACACGCUCCACAACAUGCCGCAGCAGCAGCAGGCCGGCGGCGGCAUCCAAUGUCUGCCGGCAGCAGGGAACCACGCCCACGCUUCACAGGGCCACCAGUACGGCACCAAUCUGGCCGGCGCGGCCCAGCAGCAGCCCAUCGGUCCGCCGCCCGGCUUUGGCUACGGCUGGGGCCAGCAGCAGGCGCCGCAGCAGCAGGUGCAGGUGCCGCAGCAGCCACAGCACGCUGCGCAGGCGCCCUACGGCCUGCAAUCGCACCAGACCCUGCAGUACCCGCAGUACAUGGCCCCCGGCGUGCAGCAGCAGCAGCAGCAAGUCAUGUCUGGCGGCUUGUCUCCCUCGGCCGCGGCUGCCGCCGCGGCGGCGUGGGCCGGUGGGCUCUCUGGCCUGGCGCCGCGCGCGCCGCAGCCCACGGCGCCUGGGCAGGUGGCCAGUGGUGCGAUGACGCCGCGGUACGGCGCCGGCUCCGCCUGGUAGCGGGCAGGCUCCGCCUGGUAGCGGGCAGGCUCCGCCAGGUAGCGGGCAGGCUCCGCCUGGUAGCGGGCCGCUCGGCAGUGGUCACACGCACAAGGAACGUGCAUGGCUCUGGCAGGCGUGUGUGGUGGUGUCGGCUCGUUGUAUGUGCCUCUGUGGUGUCGGCUCGUUGUAUGUGCCGCAGUGAAGCGGUGCUGCAGCGGAGGCUGGUGCAGUUCAGCAUGGUGCGCGCAUGCGCCCACAUACCGGUGAUGCUAGGCGCGUCCGCCAGCAUGGGUUGCGUAACGGUCACGGCUGUGUGCCGCGAUCCGGGGCUUGUAGUGCAGCAUUAGCGAAGAUACAUGGCUAACAGCGACACGUACAUCAGUCAGGUAAUAAGUAUCUCUUUGGCGCACGCAGUCGCCUGCUAACAAACAAGGUAUAGGCAGGCCGCGGCGACGGUGGGCGUUUCUGUCAGUGCUGCUUGGUGUGCAUGCGGCAGGAGACAUUCGAGCCGUAUCACACACACAACCCGAGUAGAAGGCCUGAAUUACCGAACGGCGUGGCUGGCUUUGUGUUGUUUGUGUGGGCGAUGGCGGGCGCAGUGCUGGCCGGGGUUGUGCCCUGCUCACUUGGAACAGCAGUGUGCCGUGCGGGGAACGGGCGCCGGACUGCGAUUGGCCUGCGCCCGGGACUUUGCGCUGGCACGCUGGCGGCUGGGCGAAGAAGGCUUGGCUUCUCCCAAGGGGUUGUUUCCUUGUUCAUGAAGGGCCGUGGCGGUGGGGGGCUUUGGCAGGGCUGGGUAGCCGGAGGGUGGCCGUUGAGCUCCCGGCACCCAUGCUGUUGGUCACCCCUGGGCCCUUGUUGGUGUGAUGGAUUCCUAGUCUCGGGUCAAUGGCAGUGUAUUGAAUCUUUUCAGGGGGGGCGCUUAACACUGCAGGCAGCUUGCGUCCGCAAGCAAGCCUGCAUUUUUGGCCGUGGGGAACAGGGACAGGGGAUAUAUGCUUUUGAGUGUGCUGUACAGAUAUGACAAAAGCCCUUGUUUGUGUGCGCGGGGCUUGUGCGCUGCCGGAAAACAACUGAAAAGUGUAUUUUCGCAUGUGUUUCCACCGCUGCAGCGCUACCAUCGCUGGGAUCUGCAUGGUGCGUCUCGUGGCGAGGUAGGGAAGAGGAGUAUGGGGGUGCGAGAAGCGCUUGCGUGCGGUGGGCAGCCUUUACGGCGAAUUUUGCGAGGGUGAGGCAUGAUCGGCGGGCAUUUGCGCACGCCAGGAGCAGCAUGGAGGCGGUUUUUUACUCGAGUCGUGGGUGAGGCGCGAUUGCACGGCGCACGAGCUUACAUAACCAGCGGCAGCGGGCGGUGUGUUGCGGUAUAGAGCUGGUGAGAGCAUGGGUAACAGGUAGCAAGGGAGAGCUUCAGCCCAGAUGCCAAGCAGAUGUAGUGUAGGCGUGAAGGCGUUCCGCAGCAAGGGGCUACGGCGGUGGAGAUGGUCAGGCGGCCAUGAGCGCAUGAUUACAAGCGCGGCAGCUGAAGGGGUUUGGCAUGACAUUCAUCUUUGUUUGCAAGCGAGAGCUUAACAGCAACUGGGGGGCCAGAACGCAGCACGGCGUGGCGUAGCGCCGCUGCUCGCAGGCCCUAGCAGGCGAUACCGGAUUGUUCUGCGGAGGUCCCGUCGUAUGGAGAUUCUGUGCGUCUUUACUUGCGCUUGGCAGGCCGCUGGGAAAGUGGACGCGGUGAAUGUGCCGUGGUGCUAGUGGGGUGGCAUGGCAAAAUGGCGUUUGUAGGUCCUGAGGGCGCGCUGUCCGAAUACCAUUUUAGUCGCUGGGUUGCGUAAUGCGGCCGGUGGGCCUAUGCGCCUGCGUGAGCACUCGUUUACCGUAUGUUUUGGAGUAUAGCUCGGGCGCAAACGCAGAUUGGGGGCUUGGACGUGCACCACAAGGCUGUGUUGGUGUGUCCCCAUGCAAGCGCCGCGACUCACUCAAGUGUGUCCUAUUGCAGUUGAUUCGAUGUUGGUAUCGUAUUGACAUGUUUAGUUCAGGGCAGCGUCAGGGUGAACAGCAGGGUGAUUAGCAUGAGGCGCAUGAUGGGGGGCGGCUCAUGCGGCACGUGUGCGUGCUGCUGUGGGUUUGCAGCCUACUCAGCCCCGGUGCGCCGCAGGGAAGCGAGUGAUGAGCUGAUAAGACAGUGGCAGGAGGCGGACGUGUCGUCAUUGUUUCAUGUCCAGUGCAUGACCGGCCCAAUGUACAGGACGCAUGCCGUGCAGGGCGUUGCUCGUGCACAAGGCACAAGGCCGCAGCGCCUGAGCACUGCCGGGGCCCUUAGGGGUCGCCGUCGUAGACUGGCAGUCCGGCAUGCAAAGAGCGGGGCAUUGCCGCAUGUGCAGAUGCUACGGGGGUCUGUGGAUCUGCGGCUGUUGGUUGCCAGCGCAUGUGUGUGUGUGUGUGUGUGUGUGUUUCCGCGCGCGGGUGAGGCGUCCGGGCGUGGACGGGCUGCACAGAGAUGUGCUGCGCCCUAAGCUGUGUGUGAACUGGAAGUCCAUGUAACUGCUACGUGAG
Chlamydomonas reinhardtii is the source of this 5201-nucleotide messenger RNA. RefSeq lists its product as uncharacterized. Gene Ontology annotation, molecular function: ATP binding; MAP kinase activity. Bases 375 to 2672 code for a protein of 765 amino acids. The transcript has 9 exons. Gene Ontology annotation, biological process: intracellular signal transduction; protein phosphorylation. The record is from RefSeq and is a predicted model, not a curated record. Lineage: Eukaryota; Viridiplantae; Chlorophyta; Chlorophyceae; Chlamydomonadales; Chlamydomonadaceae. Gene Ontology annotation, cellular component: nucleus; cytoplasm.